GGCGGGCGGGCGGGCGGAGCCUGGAGGCUGGGCCUGCGGGCGGCGGCGGCACUGGACCUGGGGCUGCUGGAGGCGCCAUGGAAGCAGACGCGGGGCCGGUCCUGACGCCGGAGUCGGCGCCAAACUCGCAGCGGGGUCCGGACCUGGAGGAGGACGCGCGGGCCCGGGCCGAGUUCGCGGCGCUGCACGGCCCGGCGCUGCGCGCGUCGGGGGUCCCCGAGCGGUACUGGGGCCGCCUCCUGCACAAGCUGGAGCACGAGGUCUUCGACGCAGGGGAGAUGUUUGGGAUAAUGCAAGUGGAAGAAGUGGAGGAUGAGGAGGCUGAGGAUGAGGCGGCCCGGGAAGCACGCAAGAAGCAGCCCAACCCGGGCGUCGAGCUCUGCUACAAGGUCAUCGUGACCAACGAGAACGGGCUCCAGGCGGCCGACCCCAACAGCAUCUUCCUCGUUGACCAUGCCUGGACGUGCCGUGUGGAGCAUGCCCGCCGACAGCUGCAGCAGGUGCCUGGGCUGCUGCACCGCAUGGCCAACCUGAUGGGCGUCGAGUUCCACGGCGAGCUGCCCACUGCCGAGGCCGUGGACCAGGUGCUGGAGGAGAUGUGGAAGUUCAACCAGACCUACCAGCUGUCUCACGGGACGGCCGAGGAGAAGGUGCCUGUGUGGUACAUCAUGGAUGAGUUCGGCUCGCGCAUCCAGCACUCAGACGCGCCCAGCUUUGCCACCGCGCCCUUUUUCUACAUGCCGCAGCAGGUGGCCUACACGCUGCUGUGGCCCCUGCGGGACCUGGACACGGGCGAGGAGGUGACCCGGGACUUCGCUUACGGAGAGGCAGACCCUCUGAUCCGGAGGUGCAUGCUGCUGCCCUGGGCCCCCGCCGACAUGCUGGACCUCAGUUCCUGUACGCCCGAGCCGCCCGCCGAGCACUACCAGGCCAUUUUGGAGGAAAACAGAGAGAAGCUGCCACUUGCCAUUGAUGCGGUGGCGUUUCCCCGCGACCACGUCUUCAAGGUCUACACGGACAUGCAGCAGGUGCUCAGCCACCUCACCCACCCACGCUUCACCUUCACCCAGAGCGAGGCGGAUGCCGACGUCCUCUACAACUUCUCUCACUUCAAGGACUACAGGAGGCUCAGCCAGGAGAGGCCCCACGUGCUGCUGAACCAGUUCCCCUGUGAGAACCUGCUGACGGUCAAGGACUGCCUGGCCUCCAUCGCGCGCCGGGCAGGGGGCCCCGAGGGCCCGGCCUGGCUGCCCCGCACCUUCAACCUGCGCACGGAGCUGCCCCAAUUUGUCAGCUACUUCCAACAGCGGGAAAGGCGGGGUGAGGACAACCACUGGAUCUGUAAGCCCUGGAACCUGGCCCGCAGCCUAGACACCCACAUCACUAAGAGCCUCCACAGCGUCAUCCGGCACCGGGAGAGCACCCCCAAGGUUGUGUCCAAGUACAUUGAAAGUCCUGUCUUGUUCCUUCGAGAAGACGUGGGGAGGGUCAAGUUCGACAUUCGCUAUAUUGUGCUUCUGCGGUCGGUGAGGCCCCUGCGGUUGUUCGUAUACGACGUGUUCUGGCUGCGGUUCUCCAACCGGCCCUUCUCGCUCAAUGACCUGGACGACUAUGAGAAACAUUUCACUGUCAUGAACUACGACCCAGGAGUGGUGCUGAAGCAGGUGCACUGUGACGAGUUCAUCCCUGAGUUUGAGAAGCAGUAUCCGGAAUUUCCCUGGAAGAGCGUCCAGGCUGAAAUCUUCCGGGCCUUCACUGAGCUGUUCCAAGUGGCAUGUGCCAAGCCGCCGCCUCUGGGCCUCUGCGACUACCCCUCGUCCCGGGCUGUGUAUGCCAUCGACCUCAUGCUGAAGUGGGACAGCCGUCCAGAUGGGAAACGAGUGAUGCAGCCACAGAUCCUGGAGGUGAACUUCAACCCAGACUGUGAGCGAGCCUGCAGGUACCACCCCACCUUCUUCAAUGACGUCUUCAGCACCCUGUACCUGGACGAGCCCAGCAACUGCCACGUCACCCGCCUCGUCUAGGCGCCCGCUGGCCCCUCUGCUUGUGUUUGCCAUGGCAGAUUCCGGCCUCAGGUCUCUGAGCUGCUUCUGCAAAGCCCCCCCCCCCUCCUUUGUCCCUCUGGGCACAGGCAGGCCAUGUCCCAGUGUCCCACCCCUGAGUCUCAGGGUCCUCCUGCAUACGUCAGGAGCAGCGUUCGUCAGUGUCCCCAGGGCUGAGUGCCAGGCUGCUGUCCACACCCCUCUCCACUGUCUGCUGUGAUUAGCCUCAGCUCAGCCCAGGGCUUUAUCACUGAGAGUCUGCUUCCUGGGCUGCCGUGUUUCCUGGGGUGUUGGCGAAAGAGGGGUCCUGGGUAGCAUUACGAGGUGUCCUCAGAAACAAGUUUCCCCAGGAAUGCCUUUGGGAGCCCAAAUGUUAACAGGGCCAGGCCGGCUCUUCUCCAGAGAGUCUGCUCGUGCCCUGUGGCUCCUGAGAGCAAGGCCAGGGUCCCAUACCCCUCCCCUGAGGCCCUGCGUGACGGGCAUCCCCAGAACGCCCUGGGGACCUGCUUGCCAGACCAGCCUUCUCACCCCCCCAACCCCGGCCUACCAGAACCUUCACCAGCACACCUCCACCUGGUAUGCCAUCGCCUUUCCAUUGAUCAAGGGCCGGCCCAUCCGCCUGGUCCCCGUGGAUCCAGUGGCUUGCCUGGCACUGCACUGGCUCCCCCCUCGGGUUUGGGUUUGCAGACGGACUUGGGGCAAGGGGACCAGCGUGGGCAGCGGAGCACCAGGCAGUGGACUGCUUCAAAAGACAAUUCCACCAAGAACUUCACGUUAGAUGCCAUGUUCCACCAGUCUAGAGUCAAAAUGUUGGAUUUUUGUUACUCUUUCAUUUAUGAGAGGAAAAUAUAAAGUUCUCAUUCUUAAUGUUGUUUCUGAAAUUUGGAGGCAGAUGCCAGCAUAUUGUGUAGCCACAGUGUGCCCAGUCCCAGCUAAUGGGAAGGUGAGCAGAUUCCUCCAGGGGGGAAUGGGGAGAGCUGCCUACGGAGCCGCUGUGUGUGUGGAGGGUGAGGGUGCUUGUUUCAUUCUGAAGCCAGGAACAAUCCUUGUAGCGAAACUGGACCCAGUGGUGCCUCCCAUCUCUGUGUGGGUGUCUGUCCUCCCUCUGUUAACCAGAACCUCAGCCCUUCCCUCCAGCCAGUAGCAGGUGGGAAACCUCGUCUCUGGUUCUCCCUGGGAAUGCUGCCGGCGUCCUGACCCCUACCUGAUGGGGUUUGUACCGCAAUAAAGUAUGCCUUCUGUG
This is a messenger RNA of Hipposideros armiger (great roundleaf bat), 3285 nucleotides long. It is a transcript of the gene TTLL12, whose product is annotated as tubulin tyrosine ligase like 12. Bases 78 to 2024 code for a protein of 648 amino acids. Lineage: Eukaryota; Metazoa; Chordata; Mammalia; Chiroptera; Hipposideridae. The record is from RefSeq and is a predicted model, not a curated record. Gene Ontology annotation, cellular component: cytoplasm. The transcript has 14 exons. Gene Ontology annotation, biological process: protein modification process.